CAAACGUCGACGUUUUUUUUCAACAGUCAACCGUCCAAGCUCAAAUAUUCAGAGACAGAUUGACGCUGUGAUUGACGUCACCGCGAGAUAGGGGUAGGAUAUCACGUGGGCUUAAUGCCUACUAAGAAUUUGAGCUUGGGGCAGGACGCAAGACCGCACGGUCACUACGCAUGUUCGCGGCGCGCCAAAGACUGCGUUCUCGCUCGCCGCUCUCCAAUCGUCGCCGCUCUUUCUCCCACUUUCUGCCCCCUCCAUUCCGACUGACGAUGCCCACCUCCAAGCCUCAGCCUGCAGCCCACUCUAAAGUCCUUAUUUUUGGCGCGGGGAACUUCGGAUCGUGUCUUGCUGAGCAUCUGGGAGACUCGGACCAUCGCGUAUUUCUUUGGUCCCGCGAGGCCAAGGCCGUCCAACACUUUAACGAAUGCCACAAGAACUUGAAGUACCUACCCGACCACGAGUUCUCCAAGAACAUCAAGGCAGUGGGACCUGAAAUGCCAGACUCCAAAUUCUUGUACGAGAUGGAUGUUCUGCUGUUUGCUAUUCCAACGCAGUAUCUGAGAGAAAAUCUGACCAUUCUCAACCGCUCUCUACACGACAAGACAAGCCUACCGCUACUCAUCUUCGUCAACAAAGGCAUUGAGAUCGAGACGGAUGCAUUGACUUUGGAGAUCAUCGCAGAUACUUGCGGGCCUGACGUAGCGAAGGCCGCGACUUUCAUUUCCGGGCCUUCAUUCGCUAAAGAGAUUGUCCGUAGGAUGCCGACGUCGGUGUCUGUCGCGUCCUUCACAGAGGCAGAGGCCGACAAAACAUCCGACCUCUUCCAUCAACCUCAUUUCAGAUGCUAUACAGGAACGGAUCCAAUCGGGUUGGAACUCGCUGGGGCACUGAAAAACGUGUAUGCCAUCGCUGCCGGAAUGUCUGAUGGUUUGGGGUAUGAAAAUAAUACCAGAGCGAGUUCGUGCGUUCUAUGUUUAGCCCGAAGAAACUCACCCAGCGCAGUGAUCAUCACGCGCGGUCUCUCUGAGAUGACGUGCAUUGGGACAGCCUAUGGCGCAUCGCCGCUGACGUUCAUCGGCUUGGGUGGGGUCGGCGAUCUCUUCCUGACCUGCUCGUCCAACAGCAGUCGAAACUACACUGUCGGCUACCGACUCGGACGCGGCGAAUCACUGGAGGAGAUCCUGGGCACCCUCGGAAGUGUUGCCGAGGGUGUUUCGACGGCUAAAGGUGUGAAACGCAUCAUCGACAAGCUGGGCGUGAAUGCGCCCAUCGCCGAACGGGUAUUUGAGGUGUUGUACACCGGCAAGUCCACGCAGCAAGCUGUCAAGGAGCUAAUGGAUAUGCCUCCGACUCGCGAGCUGGAUUUGCCCAAUCCAGGGAAACCGGUCCGAGAUCUCAUAGCAAAAUUGGGCCUGCAAUAGAGUGGGCGCUCCGUUGUUUAGAAAGUUAUAAUGGCGUCUCUGAGAGAAACUCAUGCAGGCAAGAACAGAGAUGUCACCAGACUGGUCCCCUCCUGAACUGCAACAUUACGAGCCACGUUCCCUUGGCUUUCCAAUAUGAAGGAUCGGUGUAAGGGACGCAGACUGUCAAUGCAGGACGAAAC
Molecule: messenger RNA, 1600 nt
Organism: Mycena citricolor
Lineage: Eukaryota; Fungi; Basidiomycota; Agaricomycetes; Agaricales; Mycenaceae
Source: the annotation of a GenBank genome assembly